ACUUCUCACUUCAAUAUGCUUGAUUGAGUCUGCUUAGCUGAGAAGCUCCGCCCCUCCGCCCAGCUUCCCAGCUUUCUGACUCAAUCUGAUUGAGAAGGACACGUUGAGCUGAGCUCCUGAAAAAAACUAAUUUCCAGGUUUUCCUACACCGCUUUUCAGAGCUGUUGGUGAGUUUUCCCAGCGUGUAGGGCUUUGCACCCAAAUCCGCUGAGGGAUUAGCCAGCUCAGCGGGGGCUGCAGGUUCCCUUUGGGUUGAGCCUGGCUCCUCGCAACAGCGCGAAGGGGUAACACCCGAGACCGCUGGCAACGUGAGUUGCUGGGAAACCCUUCUGGGAUUCCCGAAGGAGUCCAGGUGCCUUCGAUUCAGAGCCUGUCCUUCCGCAGGAGGAAUUUCGUCGCUGGUGAGUGCGACUGCCCCCACGUGCAGAUAGCGGCGCCUGAGGCUUCCCUGCAGCCGCGGUCUCUUCGAGCAGGCGUUCGUCCACGUGGGGAAGCUUCGAGGACGGCUCCGGACUCCUUGGGUGGACCAGUUUCACUGGUCUUCUCCCGUUUGGCACACGCUCUCCUCUCUAAAGCUCCAGAUGGCUUCCAAAAGAUCCUCCAGACCCACUAGACAGCACCUUCAGGGCGAGGAUCAGCAAGGACAAGCAGCUAUUCCUGCAAAGAGAAGCAGAAAAACUCACCAUACUGCUGGAGCCACUAAGUCUGCGCAGUCUGCUGCUGCCUUGGCUAAGGAGGAACUCAAACUCCACAAAGCCAUAGAGAAAGCCAUCCAGAAGGCCACUAAAGCUGCUUCAGUACAGGAUAGUGCUCACCCGAGCCCGUCUUCUACGGCUCUUCAUAGUGCAGCCCCUCUACCCAGGGAGACCUCUCCUUUACCUCUAGUUUCGGGCCCUGCAUUAUCUCCAGAUGGGCCCACACCUCCAACUGAGGCUCAGGCAGGGGUUAAUGUCACCUUGUUUGGGGAACAAUCUGAACCAAGCCCCAACCCUGCCCCUUCUUCAAUCAGGCCUCCAGCUGAUCAACCGGGGGCUCCCUCUGAUCCGGCACCUGGGGCCCCAGGGACCCUCAUAACCCCCAUUCUAGCUUCCUACAUUAAGGAAGCUAUUCGAGAAGGGGUCCGGCAGGAAUUACAUCAAAGAACUUCCUCCUGGGUAUCCGACCAGGAAGGCUCUCAGUUAGAUGUUGAGGGCUCUAUUAUUUCUUCUGGUCGUGGGGCCACUCACUGUGGGGAACCCCGGAAUUCAGUUCAGAUCGGGGCUCCCUCCUCCGGCCAUUCUGAGCAGGGUUCCCUCACUGGGGCAGACCUUCUAGAUCAGGAGAUGUCUGAGGAUGAAGAUCUGGCACCAGAUCAGCCAGCAUUUGUGGGCCUUUUCAAACCCCAACUAUUCAGGUCCCUUCUUCACAAGGCCAAAUUGACUACUGGGUUGGGGGUUUCCCGACCUUCAGAGAUUUCCCCCAAGGAAGGUCCCUCCACAUCAGUCCCUCUCUUUGAGGAACCAAUUAUAGAAUCAGAGGAGAUUCCAGGUCCUAAGAUUUUCAGAGACGUUUUACAACGUCAAUGGUCCUCACCUGCUUCAGGGCCUAGCCCCAAUUCUUUAGACAAACGCAUAUAUAAUUUGGCACCUGAACUGUCAUCUCUAUUACAGGCCCCUUCGGUUGACCAACCAGUGGCAGAGUUGUCCGCUUCGUCCAACUUAGCUGGUCCCCCAGAAGAUAAUCUCCGCCCUGAGGACAGGCGUUUGGAGCAUUCCCUAGUCCGCUCCCAUCAAGCCACGGCCUGGUCAAUAAGAUCUACCAUGGCCGCUUCCUUUUUUAAUAGGGCCUCCAUUCUUUGGUUAAAACAAUUGCAGGCUAGACUCCCUAUCUCAGACGUCCGGGCACAACAGGACAUUAGUAAGGUCAUUGUGGCUCUAGAAUAUUCAGCUGAUGCCACAUUAAAUUCGUCACGUUUCGCAGCCAAGGCCAUCGGUUCUACCGUGACCUCCCGUCGCCUGCUUUGGCUACGCCAAUGGCAAGCUGACUCCAAAUCCAAAUGGCGUCUAGCUUCCUCCGCCUUUGAGGGACCUAAACUUUUUGGAGCGGCUCUGGAUCCACUUCUGGUGGAAUCCAAGGAUAAACGCCGCGUCCUCCCUUCCAUGUCCCGUCGGUCUGAGAUUCGUUCCCAGUCGUCCUUUCGGCCUUUUCGUAACCAGGAGGGAGGAUUCACGGGUGCCCGUAGACAAAGGUUCUUUCCUCCCCGGCAGUCACGGUUUCAGGACCGUCAAUUCCCUUCCUCUUCCCGAGGUCAGGCCAGACGCCCCUUCAGAGGGGGACGGGGGCGGGGUUUCCGCAGGUCACGCUGACUGUCCGGGCG
This is a messenger RNA of Pantherophis guttatus, 2356 nucleotides long. Lineage: Eukaryota; Metazoa; Chordata; Lepidosauria; Squamata; Colubridae. The record is from RefSeq and is a predicted model, not a curated record.